Molecule: messenger RNA, 3345 nt
Organism: Monopterus albus (swamp eel)
Lineage: Eukaryota; Metazoa; Chordata; Actinopteri; Synbranchiformes; Synbranchidae
Gene: cunh21orf91
Product: chromosome unknown C21orf91 homolog
Source: RefSeq, a predicted model, not a curated record
UUCCACUGAGAGAGGAGCGAGGUUCCUGUAGCUUUUCCGAAUUUGCCGUGACGCGCACUGUUGUCUAAUGUUUGUGUGCCCACUGUGACGAAGGAGAACUGAGGUGUGCGAAUAUAAUAUUUACCAUAAAGAAGCACUAUGGAUGAAGAGGAGCAGUUUGUAAACAUUGAUCUGAAUGAUGACAAUAUCUGCAGUGUCUGCAAGCUCGAGACGGAAACAGGGACCUUAUCUUUCUGCCACGUCUGCUUUGAGCUCAGCAUUGAAGGUGUCUCCACUGCUACUUUGUUACAUUCAAAAUCCCUGCGCGGCCACAGAGACUGCUUUGAGAAAUGUCAUCUCAUUGCCAACCAGAAGCUGUCACAAUCCAAGGGCUCCCGAAGUGCCUACGAGGGCCUGAAGCUGGCCCUCAGCCAGAAACUGAACCGCAUCAUCCAGUAUGCCCAGAACAAAGACUCUGUCUCCUCCAAUGGCCCUAGCAGACGGGGUUAUAGCCACCAGAGUGGCUGCAAGCAGCUCCCUCAGUCGGAUGCCCAGGUGCCCCGCUAUACCCCCCGCUGGGACACAGACAAAGCUCCAGGUCUUCCUGACUAUGCCAUGGGGAUGUUGGAGUGCCACACAGUGGAGGAGCUGGGCCUGCUACAGGAGUCACAGUCUGAUGCUUGGUCCAGUGACGGCAGGAAACGACUACAUAGCCAGAAUCAAUUGUCAGGAGGAGGACAGACAAAGCACAGACAGCAGGGCCACAGCAGAGAUGAAUUGUCUAAAAUGAGUGUGGAUGAGCUCCAUAAGCUGAAUGGCCAGCUACUGAAGCAGAUUCAAAAGGUCUUCGAGGAACUGACUGUGGCCGUGCAGGAGAAAGACUCAUUGGCAUCAGAGCUGCGCGUGCGUCACAUUGCCAUCGAGCAGCUGUUCAAAAACUGUGCCAAGCUGCCCUGGCUGCACAUUAGCAGGGCCGGGGUGAAGAGCAGCAGCAGCAGCAGCAGCAGCAGUCAUGUGGAGUGAGGAGAAGGUUGGGCUUCUGUCUCUGCUGCUGGGAGAGAGCCGUCAAACGCUUCAACAUGCUGGUUGCAGAGAGACUAAAAAAUGACUAUGUAUACUGAGUGACUUCUGCAACACUAUGAUCAUACUGAGUAGUUAAUUCUGCUUUGGAUCAGCAUUAAGGGCUGGGCUGACAUGGCCUCCAUUCUCAUGGUUGUGAUGAAUCAAGGAUUAGUGGCAUCAUGUGACCUGAUUUCCACCCACCCCAAAUACCCACAAUGCAUGUUAACAGCAGGUGGGCCUCAAAGUUUGCUGGCUUAGUGGACAUGGUCUGUAAAAAUACCUUUUAAGAUUUAUCACAAUACAGACUGAAAAACAGUUUGUCUACAUACAGUAAUUUUACAUAGAUGGGUGCUAUUUGUUUUUAUUUUCUUCUUUUAGUUUGCUGUCAUACAUUUCAGUUUUCAGUAUUCCAUUUCAGUUUUUUUGGAGAUACAUGUUCAGUUAUUUUGUUCUUCUCAUUAUGUCAAACAUGGGUUUUAACACUGCUUAAAGCUAUGUUAUUUAAUAAAAUGGUUAGCCAGGGAGAAGUAAGUUACAAUAUUUUCUAACAUGGUGAUUUCCAGAUGCUGACUAGUCUGUUUCCAUUUCAUUCACACCAUCAGCCACUGCCAGAAGUAAUGUUUGUUUUCUGCUCUCAUGUAAAGCGCUAACAAUGUUCAGGCUUCCUAUUGUAGCUGCACAGUGACAAUAUCAUGGCAUCAAAUGUGUUUUUUUUUUUUUUCAACUGGUCAAAUUGAUGUGAUAGCUGAUGAAAACAGUCACCUUCUGAAAUAUUAGCUGUUUUGUAAAUCAGAUAAAUGAGUAGUGGGCUUCAUAUGUUAGCCAAAUUUAAAAUACUUAAUAUACUAACAAUGUUUGCUACAUUUCCUUUAACUAAUAGAAAUGUUAUACAUGAAAAAUUAAAGAGAUCAAGUAUAAUCUGGUAAAAAGCUCGUGCAAGACAACAGCCCAAAGAACCCUGAAGCACCACUGCAACAAAGAUCAGAGUGUGAGCGUUAACAAGGCUAUACUAGUUGUGCAGGUUUUUGUUUGUGGGAGUUGUAAUAAUUUUUGGGAGUGUCCAUGAACCAAUAACUUUGUAACAGCUGGUUGGCAAGUGGAAAUAUCAGUUAAUAUAUCCCCUCCACAGCCUAAAGAUAAGAGGUACUUUAUUUUUAAUUCAACUUUUGCUUUAAAAUGGCCGUUUCUGGUGAGAUUUACUUGAUAUGUAGUACAGAACUGUUUGCUGUGUGUUGUAUAGCAGUCGAGCACAAGUCUUAUGUAUGGCUAUACACUGAAUGAGCACUAUUGGAAGAAGAAACAAAAGAAAUGCUGCCAAACCAAAGUUUGAAUUGGUUCUCUGUUUCACAUGUGAACUGCAAGCAUUUGACUUAGAUCAUAUUAGUGUAGGAAGAAGCAAUACCAAAGCGAAAUGUGAUUUAAUGAUUUGUAUGUUUGGUUCAGUGUGUAAUGAUGAACCAUAGAUUUUUAUGCUGAAGGUGUUGUUGUGGAAAUGGUUUGUUCUCAGUUUGUGUGAGAGCCCGAGUUGUUGUCACCUCAGUGCAAACAGGAUAGUUUGGUCUUCUGUACCCCCAGAGCUCCCUGCUUUUGGAACAAAAGAAGACAGAGGGAUGUAGGGGUGGUAAUAGCCUUCUGCUGUUUUGGUCAGUUUAUUUUUCAGGAACUCUAUGCAAGAAAGGGACAAUUCAGAAGCCUUGUAAGUAGAAAAUAUCUAAAAGAAUAUUGGCUUUCUGAGUUUCUCUGAGGAGGUCAGAGGUACUUGCAUAUAAUUAGCUGGGGAAAAAAGAUUAUAAUAAGAUUGAUGCUAUAAAAACAGCAUUGUCAGUGUAUCACUUUGCUCUCUCUUUAUAAGAGAUUAAAUAUAUUUGACCCUUUUAGGGUUUAAAAUAAAAAAAAUAUUUAGCUCCAUUUUAAACUUUUAUCUUAUUAUUUGGAUAGCAGUGUUUAGUGUGCUUGAACAUUUAAGAGUAUUCAGAUUUGGUUCCUUAAUGCAUAUCUUCAGUCUUCAGCCUGUUUGUUUUUUUUUCCUUCAUGAAUGCUGUGUGUUUUUGUGUACUGUGGAAACUUUUCUGGGCCUGUGCCUCUACUUAGCAGAAAAGUCAGACUGGCUGUUUUGGGCUCUCCAUCUCAUCUUUUACUGGAGAUGUAAACACCUGUUAAGAGUUCUGUUGUUUUCUAAUGUUGAACAAUGCUGUAUUUGUGCUGUUUUACAUUCUAUUUAUUGUGGAUGUUCAUAUGAACCUCACACAAGUUGUGAUUUGUGCUUUAAGUGACUUUUGUGUGUUUUUUUAAAUAAUAUUCCAA